Molecule: messenger RNA, 4279 nt
Organism: Egretta garzetta (little egret)
Lineage: Eukaryota; Metazoa; Chordata; Aves; Pelecaniformes; Ardeidae
Product: 2-oxoglutarate dehydrogenase, mitochondrial
Exons: 16
Coding region: 1935-4094 (719 amino acids)
Biological process (GO): tricarboxylic acid cycle
Cellular component (GO): oxoglutarate dehydrogenase complex; mitochondrion
Molecular function (GO): oxoglutarate dehydrogenase (succinyl-transferring) activity; thiamine pyrophosphate binding
Source: RefSeq, a predicted model, not a curated record
AGGGGAGCAGUUGGGCUUGAUGAUCUUGGAGGUCUUUUCCAACCCAAACCGUUCUAUGGUUCUACUUUUUACCCGUUGUGUACCCCUCGAGAUUGAGAAUUCAACCAGGGUGUGAUUGCUGCAGCCCAGGCUACCUCCAGGCUUGACCUCUCUGAUAAGUGAGCCACGGGUCCAGCGGUGCUUCUCCUCUGGUCGGGCUCUCCAUCAUCUCUGCUAGGAAGUUGUCCUCAAUGCGCUCCAGUGGCUUCCUGGACUGUUCGCAGUUCGCUGUGCUGCUUUUCCACUAUGUGUCUGGGUGGCUGAAGUCCCCUGUCAGGAUCAGGGCCUGCGAGCGCGAUGCUCCCUGCAAAUAUCUGCUGUCAUCUCCUUUUGGGUUGGGGGAAAAACAUCUGCUGGCCUUGCAUUGCACGUGGAGAAUAAGAAGCAGCUCCGAUGGGGGGAAAAGACCUUCUCGUCAGUCCCAUGCUGAUCUGAGGAUUUGCUGCCUACCUGCAGACUGCUGAGUCGCUGGGCACCCCCAGCUCAAAGCCAUUUGCCAGACCAAGUUGGCUCCUGGUCCCAGUGAGAGCGUCCUGGCCGCGGGGAACAGCGUGGUGAGCUCGCGUCCUGCUGACGGCUGAACGAUGGGCUGGCCCCCGUGCUUUGUUGUCAGACGGACGAGCAAAUAGCUCCCAGACAAAGCUGGCCCAGAAGGGCUUUCUGUGUGGCCACCAGCGCUCGGGCACAUCGUCAUCUGGCCCUGCAGAGAGCGUGGAGGGGGUCGGUGCUUUUGUAGCGGUUUGCCUUAAAGCUGAUGGCUGCUUUCAGGCUCUUUCACCAGCAAACCCACCAAAAUCCUUUCCUAAAAUCCCCUUGGGAUGCUCUGAACAGGAAUGCUUUUCUGGUGAAUGAGGUCAGAUUGGUGUGUCUGGUUUGUACGAGCGGUUUAGCGAUCCCCUCCUAUGAGCGUGAUUUUUCUAACUGGUAACGGAUUCGAUGGCCGGGAGUGUUGUUUUCGCGGCGUGAAGGCGGCACCGCACCGCGUGCCACGGCAGUGGGGUUUUCUGCCCCGCUCCCAGUGUAGCUGAGCCUGAAGCUUCCAAGAGCAGGAGCUGUCAAGAAAUAAACUGUGGCUUGCUGGUUGGAAGAGUGCCGGCCGCUGAGACGAACUGAGUUUGCCCAGUGAGAUGCGGUGGGGUCCCUCUGGGCACCUUCUCCUGUGAAGGUGAAAAGCAAAGCUCCUCAUUGCCUCUCGCUGUUCUCUGUGGCUCCCGAUGUGGAUUCAAACCCAGUGCGGUGACUCCCAGCCUGACUGGGAGGAGUCAAGGGUCUCUUGGUGCCAAAGCUGUUUGGUGUUUCCGCACCUGCCCCUUCCCAGAAGAGCAACGUGAGUGCUUUGAGUCCUGCCGUAUGCUCCUCUCUCCAAAAGGAAGCUGCCAGCUGCUGACCUCUAAGAGCACAGACAUUCCUCAGAUGUUCCUUUGCCUUUCAGGAGCUACUGCUGCUGGUGGCCAACGCUUGUUUUCGCUCCCACCUUGGCGGGAGAGCGUCUAAAUCUGCCAAAAUCUGGAAAAUUGCCUCUUCGUUUGUUAUGAUGCUUAGGAGGAAACCAUCGGCGUGGAGUUAUUGCAUCUGUAGAGAGGAGGUGCUUGGGUUGGGCACCAGGCAAGUGGUGGGAGACCCUCGGACCUCAGUUCUGGACGGUCUCUGCCUUCCCUGUGCCUGCCCCGGGCCUUCGGGCAGAGCAGAGCGGUGCUUGCAGCCGGAGGCACUCGCACCUACCUGCUGCAGUUUGGAGUAAACCCAACAUCUCCAGGCUUUGGUCGCAGCCAGAAAUUGGGGUGGCUCUGCAGAAAGUGUAAAGAGGGAAACUGUGCAUGACUUGUGGGUUGGUUUUUUUUUGUUUGUUUUUGGUUUUUUAAUUUAAGGAAUGUCUCUUCAAUUAACUUGUUUUAAUGACUAAUCUGUGUUGUUGCUUCCAGGUCAGGGGCCAUCACAUUGCAAAGCUUGAUCCUCUCGGCAUUAGUUGUGUAAAUUUUGAUGAUGCGCCAGUAACUGUUUCUCCAAACGUCGAUCUCGCAGUGUUCAAGGAGCGGCUGAGAGUGUUAACAGUAGGAGGCUUUUACGGGCUGGAUGAAUCUGACCUCGACAAGGUCUUCCACUUGCCCACAACCACUUUCAUCGGUGGAAAUGAAUCGGCUCUUCCGCUCCGGGAAAUCAUCCGUCGGCUGGAGAUGGCUUACUGCCAGCACAUCGGUGUGGAGUUCAUGUUUAUCAACGACCUGGAGCAGUGCCAGUGGAUCCGGCAGAAGUUUGAGACCCCAGGCAUCAUGCAGUUCACCAACGAAGAGAAACGCACACUGCUGGCCAGGCUGGUCCGCUCUACCAGGUUUGAGGAGUUCCUCCAUCGGAAAUGGUCUUCGGAGAAGCGUUUUGGUCUGGAGGGCUGUGAAGUGCUGAUCCCAGCCUUAAAGACCAUUAUUGAUAAGUCGAGUGAGAAGGGUGUGGAUUAUGUUAUCAUGGGGAUGCCCCACAGGGGACGCCUGAAUGUGCUCGCCAAUGUGAUCAGGAAAGAGCUGGAGCAGAUCUUCUGCCAGUUCGACUCCAAGCUGGAGGCUGCCGAUGAGGGCUCCGGUGACGUGAAGUACCACCUGGGAAUGUACCACCGGCGGAUUAACCGCGUCACCGACAGGAACAUCACCCUUUCCUUGGUGGCCAAUCCUUCUCACUUGGAAGCAGCUGAUCCCGUUGUCCAAGGCAAGACUAAAGCAGAGCAGUUUUACUGCGGGGACACGGAAGGGAAGAAGGUGAUGUCCAUCCUCCUGCACGGAGACGCCGCUUUUGCUGGGCAGGGCAUUGUGUACGAGACGUUCCACUUGAGCGACCUGCCCUCCUACACCACCCACGGCACUGUCCACGUCGUGGUGAACAACCAGAUCGGCUUCACAACAGACCCCCGGAUGGCCCGCUCCUCCCCGUACCCGACCGAUGUCGCCCGCGUGGUGAACGCGCCCAUUUUCCACGUCAACGCAGACGACCCGGAGGCCGUUGUCUACGUGUGCAAUGUGGCAGCAGAGGGGCGAAGCACCUUCCAUAAGGACGUGGUGGUCGAUUUGGUUUGCUACAGGCGCAACGGUCACAACGAGAUGGACGAACCCAUGUUCACGCAACCCCUGAUGUACAAACAGAUCCGGAAACAGAAGCCGGUGCUGCAGAAAUACGCAGAGCUGCUGAUUUCCCAGGGGGUGGUAAAUCAGCCAGAGUAUGAGGAGGAAAUUGCCAAGUACGAUAAGAUCUGCGAGGAGGCCCACGCGCGAUCCAAGGAUGAAAAGAUCCUGCACAUCAAGCACUGGCUGGACUCACCCUGGCCUGGUUUCUUCACUCUGGACGGCCAACCCCGGAGCAUGACCUGCCCUUCCACCGGUCUGAACGAGGAGGACUUGACGCACAUUGGUCAAGUGGCCAGCUCGGUGCCGGUGGAGGAUUUCACUAUCCAUGGAGGUUUGAGCCGUAUUCUGAAAACCCGUGGGGAGAUGGUGAAGAACCGGACGGUGGACUGGGCCCUGGCAGAGUACAUGGCGUUCGGCUCCCUGCUUAAGGAGGGCAUCCACAUCCGCUUGAGUGGCCAGGAUGUUGAGAGGGGGACGUUCAGCCAUCGCCACCAUGUCCUGCACGAUCAGAAUGUGGACAAGAGGACGUGUAUCCCCAUGAACCACCUCUGGCCCAACCAGGCUCCUUACACCGUCUGCAACAGCUCUCUGUCGGAGUACGGCGUCCUCGGAUUCGAGCUGGGCUUCGCCAUGGCGAGCCCCAACGCCCUGGUGCUUUGGGAAGCCCAAUUCGGGGACUUCCACAACACUGCUCAGUGCAUCAUCGACCAGUUCAUCUGUCCUGGGCAGGCCAAGUGGGUCAGGCAGAACGGCAUCGUCCUGCUGCUUCCUCACGGCAUGGAGGGCAUGGGGCCCGAGCACUCCUCUGCCCGCCCGGAGCGAUUCUUGCAGAUGUGCAAUGACGAUCCCGACGUCUUCCCAGUGAGUAGCAGCCACGCUGAGCUCAGCCCAGCCCUCCGGUGUCCUGGAUCUGACCGCUGCCUUGACAUGGGGCGGGGGCAGUAGCACCCGGGUGGGCUCAGCGCAAGGCUGUGGUCGGGGUGGGGGUCACAGCCGGUAGCAGGAGGCGUGGGAGGCCCUGGGCUCGUGCUGCAGCUGGGAGGGUUUGGGGAAAGGGGCUGAACCCGGUGCCCAGGCUACACCUCCGCUGGCCCUGGGGCUGUUGCACGGCGUGAGGCAGAGGUGUCCCC